GGCGCCGGCAGUCCCACCGGCAGUCCCAGCAACCGUCUGUUGCCAUGCUUUUCGCGAGAGCCCGCGCCGCGCCUGCGAGACGAGCAGCGCUGCGGCGCGCCUUCUCCGCCAUGCCAGAGUUCAAGUACGCGGACCUCUUCCAGUCGACCAAGCCGCUGCCGUACGAGCUGAGGAAGGUGCCGUGUUCCGAUGGCAGCGACUCGUCGGCUCUCGUCAGCACGAUGGAGGUGGGCGGCAAGAAGGUGCUCAAUGUGGAGCCGGAGGCGCUCCGGCUGCUCGCUGCGACGGCGAUGACCGACAUCGCCCACCUGCUGCGACCCAGCCACCUGCAACAGCUGUCGAAUAUCCUCAAAGACAAAGAGGCGACAGACAACGACCGAUUCGUCGCGCUGCAGCUGCUGAAGAAUGCCAACGUGGCGGCGGGCCGUGUACUGCCCGGCUGCCAGGACACAGGCACCGCCAUCGUCCAGGGCAAGCGCGGCCAGUACGUUUGGACCGACGGGGAGGACGAGGCGGCGCUGGCGAGGGGCGUGUUUGACACCUACACGGGCACGAACCUGCGCUACUCGCAGGUGGCGCCGCUGGACAUGUACUCGGAGGCGAACACGAAGAACAACCUCCCCGCACAGAUCGAGCUCUACGCGGCGCCGGGCGCCGAGUACAACUUCCACUUCAUGGCCAAGGGCGGCGGGUCGGCCAACAAGACCUUCCUCUUCCAGCAGACGAAGGCCCUCCUCAACGAGAAGAACCUGAUGGCCUUCCUCGAGGAGAAGAUCGCGACGCUCGGCACGGCGGCGUGCCCUCCGUACCACCUCGCGAUCGUGAUCGGCGGCUUGUCGGCGGAGAUGACGCUCAAGACCGUCAAGUACGCGUCGGCGAGGUACUACGACACGCUGCCGACAGAGGGCUCGACGAUGGGCAACGCCUUCCGCGACGUCGAGUUUGAGAAGAAGGUGCACGAGCUCACGCAGACGAUGGGGAUCGGCGCGCAGUUCGGCGGAAAGUACUUUUGCCACGACGUGCGGGUCGUGCGGCUGCCGCGGCACGGCGCGUCGUGCCCGGUUGGGAUCGGCGUCUCGUGCUCGGCCGACCGGCAGGCGGUGGCAAAGAUCAGCGAGGAGGGCGUGUUCCUCGAGAAGCUCGAGACGGAGCCCGCCAAGUACCUGCCGGAGGUCGACGUGUCGGGCAGCGGCGAGGCGGUCAAGAUCGACCUCAACCAGCCGAUGGAUGACAUCCUCAACAUCCUCACAAAGUACCCCACGAAGACGCUCGUCUCCCUCUCGGGCACGAUCGUCGUCGCCCGCGACAUUGCGCACGCCAAGAUCCAGGAGCGACUCGACAGCGGGGAAGGCAUGCCCCAGUACCUCAAGGACCACGCCGUCUACUACGCCGGCCCCGCAAAGACGCCCGACGGGAUGGCGUCCGGCUCGUUUGGCCCCACCACCGCCGGCCGGAUGGACUCGUACGUCGACUCGUUCCAGGCGGCCGGCGGUUCCAAGGUGAUGCUCGCCAAGGGGAACCGGUCCAAGGCGGUGACCAACGCGUGCAAGAAGCACGGCGGCUUCUACCUCGGCUCGAUCGGAGGGCCGGCGGCGAUCCUCGCGCAGGACUCGAUCAAGAAGGUCGAGGUGCUCGAGUACCCCGAGCUGGGCAUGGAGGCGAUCUGGAAGAUCGAGGUCGAGGACUUCCCCGCCUUCAUCGUCGUCGACGACAAGGGCAACGACUUCUUCGCAAAGUGGUCCGUCUGAGGCCCGCUGCCUCCCGCCGCCUACGGAAGGGCUGAUUGGUCGCGUGCCCGCGGAAGGGCUGAGGGCCCGGCGUGGGCAGCGCGGCUUUUCGCGGCUUUUCUCUUCGUGAGGCACUCACUCGGGAGGGUGGGGCCCUCGCCUGUUCGACCUCUCCGUGAUGCCCUCGGCGUGUGCGCGCUGCGAAGGUCCGGUGUGUGGCACGCAUGCGCGCGUCGGUCUGUGUGCGCAGUGCGCCGGAUCUCGGCGAUCGCUCCCAGGUUUUUCUUACAACUUGAUGCUUGAACGUCUU
This is a messenger RNA of Emiliania huxleyi CCMP1516, 2037 nucleotides long. Its product is annotated as fumarate hydratase. Lineage: Eukaryota; Haptophyta; Isochrysidales; Noelaerhabdaceae. Gene Ontology annotation, molecular function: fumarate hydratase activity. Gene Ontology annotation, biological process: generation of precursor metabolites and energy. The record is from RefSeq and is a predicted model, not a curated record. The coding region runs from base 45 to 1748 and encodes 567 amino acids. The transcript has 5 exons.